AUGGAAAGUUGCAGAUUUACUGUCAUCAUUGUUGGUGGCUCGAUUGCUGGGCUCACACUAGCACACUGUCUAGAGCGUGCGGGAAUCGACCAUAUCGUGCUUGAGAAGGGGACUCAUGUUGCUCCCCAGGUGGGUGCGUCUAUCGGCGUUCUCCCGAACGGAGCCCGCAUUCUCGACCAGCUCGACAUCUACCGCGAGAUCGAGCAUCAUAUAGAGCCGCUGGAAACGGCAACCGUCUGCUAUCCAGACGGGUUUAGCUUUAGUUCUUCCUACCCAAAGCUGAUAUAUGAGAGAUUUGGAUAUCCCAUCGCCUUCCUGGAUCGUCAGAAAGUGCUGGAUAUCCUCUUUCGGUCAUACUCUGGCAGCAAGAGUAUACAUCUCAAGGCUGAGGUCAAAGGCGUGGAAACGUCCAGUGACGGUGUCAUUAUAACAACCACUGACGGAGCCAGAUACCAUGGUCAUCUGGUGGUUGGUGCCGACGGCGUCCACAGUACUAUCAGGUCAGAGAUCUGGAAGACAGCACCCGUCGUGACAGAAGUUGAGAAAAAGAGCAUGACCGUAGAAUAUAGCUGCAUUUUCGGGAUCUCCUCUCCCAUCCCCGGCCUCCAUGCAGGACACCAAGUCAAUGCGUUCUUCGACCGUCGCACAAUUGUCACCAUUCAGGGCAAGGGCGGUCGUAUUUACUGGUUUGUCAUUCAGAAGCUACAGCGGAAGUACAUCUAUCCCAAUAGUCCUCGUUUCACCAGCAGUGACGCCGCCGCAGCAGCAGAGCGUUUGCGUGACGUCUUGAUUUACCGUGAUGUUACCUUCGGGGCCCUCUGGGAUCGCUGCGAGACCGCAUCAAUGACCGCACUGGAGGAGAAUGUCUUUCGAACCUGGCACCAUGGCCGGAUGGUGCUCAUUGGUGACAGUGCCCACAAGAUGACCCCGAACAUCGGUCAGGGGGCGAAUGUGGCGAUCGAGGAUGCGGCCGCACUGGCAUCGCUUUUAAGCAGUCUCCGCAAAUGCGAUGUCCCAAGCUAUUCAGAGAUUGAAUCUGUUCUACAGCAGUACCAGCGAGCCCGCUAUAAUCGAGUGUGCUCGGUUUACAGCAUGUCCCGGUUCCUUGUGCGGCUGCAGGCCAGAGAUGGCCUCUUGUAUACCAUGUUCGGCCGCUAUUAUGCCCCCUAUGCUGGAGAUCUCCCAGCAGAUGUAGCGUCAGAGACAAUAGCAAGCGGGGAAAUACGUGGGCUUACAAUCCUGGGCCCACCAAAAGAUCGCUGGAGACAAUAUCACGCCAGCAGGGGAAACAGGGUAGCGUGGCUAGGCCCUGUCCUUGUCCUUGUACUUAGCCUGUUAUUUAGCCGCUACGGUAGAUGA
Aspergillus novofumigatus IBT 16806 is the source of this 1359-nucleotide messenger RNA. Its product is annotated as FAD-dependent oxidoreductase. Gene Ontology annotation, molecular function: FAD binding. Bases 1 to 1359 code for a protein of 452 amino acids. The transcript is spliced from 4 exons. Lineage: Eukaryota; Fungi; Ascomycota; Eurotiomycetes; Eurotiales; Aspergillaceae. The record is from RefSeq and is a predicted model, not a curated record.